Molecule: messenger RNA, 2763 nt
Organism: Pantherophis guttatus
Lineage: Eukaryota; Metazoa; Chordata; Lepidosauria; Squamata; Colubridae
Gene: UBXN6
Product: UBX domain protein 6
Cellular component (GO): cytoplasm
Molecular function (GO): protein binding
Source: RefSeq, a predicted model, not a curated record
UCCUGUUGUUUUGCUGCUGCUGCUGCUGCUGGUUCUGUAUUUAUACGCCCAAGACGCCCGUUUUACCGUUUCGAGGCCGUUUGCGCUUGUUUCGGGAGGGCUUCGGAGGUCGCGGGCGGGAGGCGGCCAUGAAGAAGUUCUUCCAGGAAAUCAAAGCGGAUUUGAAGUUCAAGUCGGCCGGCUCGGGCCAGAAACUCAACGAGUCGCCUAGGGAAAAAUCCACCAAGGAGAAACCCAAACCGGACACUGCCAAAUGUCGCCAGGGGCCCACCAACGAAGCUCAGAUGGCUGCAGCCGCCGCCUUGGCCCGGCUGGAACAGAAGCCCAAACCUCGCCCUCUCUCGUCCCAAGACGCCAUCCGGAAUCAGGUGAAAAAGGAGCUUAUGGCUGAAGCGGCUGCGAGUGAUAAGGGGCUACCUGUGGAUCAGAAGAAUUCCUUGCCCGAUGUCGAAGAAGACCCUUCCACCCUGUCCGUCUUGGGCGUCUACUUCACUUGCCCGCUGACCGGCGUCCGUCACCGGAAAGACAAAAGGGAGGCGCAGAUCAAAAACGCCAUCCUUGAGCACGCGAACAGAGAUCCCGUGGCCGCCUCCGUCAUGCAGAUCCACACGUUCAACAGGGACGGGGAGAAGGUCAAACUUGGCGUGGAGACCAUCGCAAAGUAUCUUGAUAAUAUCCAUCUCCAUCCGGAAGAGGAGAAAUAUCGGAAAAUUAAGAUGCAGAACAAAAUUUUCCAGGAAAGGAUCCACUGCCUUGAAGGAGCAGACCAGUUUUUCCAGGCGGUCGGGUUCGAGAAGGUUGCUCUGGAUGUCGCCGGACAAGAAGCCACGGAGGACUUCUACGUGUUGAAGGACGAAGCCUUGGAGAAGCUGGAGGACCUGAAGGACCACAAGGAGAAGCUGCUGAACGGGGAGCCGGUGAGGGCUAAGCUGGAUCGACAGCUCCAAAUUUUCAAGCCUUCCCCACAAGCGUCUCGCUUCGAGCUGCCGAGCGACUUCUUCAACCUCACCGUGGAGGAGCUGAGAAGGGAGCAGAGGAUACGGACAGACGCGGUUGAGAAGGCCUCCAUGCUGAGGACAAAAGCCAUGAGGGAGAAGGAGGAACAGCGGGAGCUGAGGCGAUACAACUACACCCUCUUACGCAUUCGCUUCCCUGACGAGUACAUCCUGCAAGGGACAUUCUACGCCCGGGAGCCCAUUUCAGCCGUCUUCCAUUUUGUCCGGGAGACUCUGCAGAACGAUUGGCUGCCGUUUGACCUGCUGGCCCCCGGGGGCCACAAACUGACCGACGAGAACUUGGCGCUCAACGAGAGCGGGCUGGUGCCCUCGGCGCUUCUGACCUUCAUCUGGGACGCCGAGGUCAUGGAGGAUAUCAAAGCCUCCAGGGGCGAGCACAUGGGAAGCGUGCUGAAACCCGACCUGCUGCUCACGGUGCAGAUGCUCUCCUGAAAAUAAAGGCGCGAUGGGGUUGGAUCCGGUUCCGUCCUGUGUGGUCCCCGACUCUUCCGAAGCCGGCCUCUGACUUUCCCUGCUUCCUGCCCACUCGAGCCACAGACGUGACUUUUCCGGCUGGUGUCAGCCGGCUGGCGAGAGGGCAGCUGCCGGCAGAACAGCUGAUUCGGCUUCUCCCCACCCCUCCCCCUGGGCUUGGCACGUGGAGCUGUCAAACUUGGGAGGAUAUUUUUCCAGUGUCGCUUCUUCUAUUUUUUUGUGUCUGCAGUUUCAUCGAUCCCCGUUUUUGCUGAUCUUUUUCUCGCUUCGAAGCACCUUUUGGGGUGGAAAAAGAUCAACGCAGCCAGGCUGAACAAACGGGAGCAUGUCUGCCUAAAAGAUUUCCCCCGGUUACAGUGUCGGUGCCGCUGGCAUUUCUUCUGGAAAAAUGGUUGCUUCACUCAACUCUUUGUUCACGGGGGAGAUACAAGGCCCGGAUGGAGGUCCCGAAUCACGUCGAAUUUAUUAUUAUUUUUUAGGUCGUAGAUAAGCUGUUAGCCUUAUAGGGGAGAAGGAGGAACGUACGUACACUACUCUAGCCAACGAGUGCGUUGUCACUGCUGCUAAGUUGUAGGUUGUGGGAAAGAGUUCUGAAGAAUCCGAUCCCAUAGUUUUUUGGAUUUUUUUCCAGGGGAAGUUUCGGGGAAGAAAUUGUUGCAAGAAAUGUGGGAGAUGAUUCCUCUGGGCUGUACAGUUGCCUUGAGUCUCUCUGCCCCGUUUUUGUGGACUUGAAGCUUCCUCUGUUCUUUGGGAGGAAUAAGGAAUGCUGCUUUAGAUUUUUGUUUGAUGUUGCUGGGGAGGGCAGGGCAAGGAGAUAAAAAUGUGGAGCCACACAGUGCCCCCCCCACCUCACCCCAUUUUAGCAGUGUGGGGUUAACAAUUUUUGAUUUUGUCGGUGGCUCCAAGUAGAGCCUCCUUUCAGAGUUCAACGGAGGCGACAGCGGGGAGCUAAAAUGCCACUGUUACGAUGUACAAAGAUAGAGGUCAAAAAGGGGAGUUUUUUUUUUUUUUUUUAACCUCUUAUCCCAUGGUCUGUGGAGUUUCUUUAAAUUGGAAGCAGGACUCUUAAAACCCACUGAAAUGCAGCCCUUGGAAAAGUCACUUGCAAAAAAAUGUCAUUUUCUUCUCCCCCCCACCCCUUUCCAGGAAGGCUCUGGAUUUAAGUGAUGUAUUUUUUUUUCCCCGAGCAGAUUCAUAACCAAAGUGUGAGGUAUAAAAACGGUACCACUAAUCUUGUUUUGAUGAUGUUUAAAAGCAAGGCAGCUGUUUAAAA